AUGCUGUCGGUGGUGAGUGCCGGCGCCACGGCGGGGGUGGGCGGCAUGGACCGAUUGAGAGGUGGAGGCGGAGGCGGCGGUCGUACGACGCCCAACAAGAACAAUCAUCUGCACUCGAUGGACAUCAGACGUAAUCUGCCCCACAGUAUAUCUCUUCCAGAUGGUGAGGAUCAUCCGUACAACAACAGGCUGCAAAUCCGUGAUACAGAACAGGAGUCUGAAAUUUAUCAAAAAUGCAUACGACCGCCUCCGAACCGCACGGUCCUCGAAUCGGAGUCGCCGCCCUCGUACAGAUCCGGCUCAGGGGGUAGCUGCAACGAAUGGUCUCUGCUGUCGGCGGUCCGCUGCAACUCGACGUCCUCGUCGGCCUCAUCUUCGAGGAGACCCGACAACGCCAACAUCAUCGGAGCGAGCUCCAGCAGCAGCGGCAGCAUCGGCGCAACGAUGGACGGUUGCGGAGCGGCAACGUCGGCGGGAAGCAGCAGCGGCGGCGGACAAAAGACUGAUUUUAUACAAAAGACUGUUAAGAUAUUCACCGGCAAGAAGAGCCAGCAGCAGCAACAGCCGCCGCCGGCGCCAGCACCCACGUUAAUGCCCCACGUCAUCGUUCCCGCAUCGAGGCCGAGACGUCCAAACCCCAACGAACACCACCAUCACCACCACCAUCAUCAACAAUAUCACCAUAGCAACCAACAGCAUCAGCAGCAGCAAAACAACGGCAACGCGCCACGUCCGCCCAAACCGAAUGUCUGACCACACGUUCUCGUCGCUAGGUGAUAUUUGUGAAAGAAAAAAGAAGAAGAAAAUGGAAACAAAACUGAAGCAAACAAAAAAAAAACACAUAAUAAUAAUACAUAAAAGAGAAAAAUUAUUAGGUAAAAAGAUUUUACUAUCUAUAUAUAUAUAUUAAUACUAUAUAUUAAAAUAUAUAUAUUUACAUUAAUUCCACACUUCAUAAGCAUAUAUAUAUAUAUAAACAAACAAAAAAAGUAUAUAUAUAUAAUAAGAGAGACAGUGAGAGAUUGAGACAGAGAUAGAUAGAUUAGUUAGAUAAGUUGGAGGAAAGGGACGAAGAUGAGGAUGAUAUAAUAUGUGUAUAUAUAUAUAUUUUACGACUCAUUUAAAUUGUAUGUUAUAAUAUGGAUUUCUUUGCAUCAACGAAUGGACGUUUAGUAUUUUCUUUUUAUAUAUAUACAUGCAUAAAUAUAUAAAUGAAACAAAUCGAGGAGAGCAGUGAACAGUGGAAGAAGAACUAGAGAGAACAUCCAAGAGCGCGAAGUGAAAACAAAAAGGACACAAUAAAUGCAUGAGCGUGCUUUUGUUUCCGGCCACCCACGAUCGUCGUAAAUCGGAUAAAUCCCCUAAUAUAUAUAUGAAAUGAAU
This is a messenger RNA of Nicrophorus vespilloides, 1383 nucleotides long. RefSeq names its product pair-rule protein odd-paired-like. Gene Ontology annotation, biological process: negative regulation of transforming growth factor beta receptor signaling pathway. Gene Ontology annotation, molecular function: R-SMAD binding. The record is from RefSeq and is a predicted model, not a curated record. Gene Ontology annotation, cellular component: early endosome membrane; Golgi membrane. NCBI's taxonomy places the organism in Eukaryota, Metazoa, Arthropoda, Insecta, Coleoptera, Silphidae.